AUGCCCGGCAAGCAGGCCAAAGAGGAGCAGGAGGACGGCGGGGCCGCCGAGGACGGGGCUCAGGAGGGCCUGGGGGGCCUGACGCAGGAGGAGCUGCGGCAGGGCCAGGAGGCCGCGCUGGCGCUGGAGGGCCUGAUGGCGCAGAGUGGCCAAACCCUCGUCAGGGCCGAGGUGGCCGAGCUGUACCAGGACGUGCGUCUCCUGGGCCAGGGCCGCUUCGGCCGGGUCGUGCUGGUCACCCACCGCCAGAAAGGCACCCCCAUGGCCCUGAAGCAACUCCCGAAGGCCUCCACCUCCCUCCGUGGUUUCCUCUAUGAGUUCUGCGUGGGCCUCUUGCUCGGCCCGCAUCCCGUCAUCGUGGCUGCCUACGGCAUUGGCAUCGAGUCAGGCGACUCCUACAGCUUCCUGACGGAGCCAGUCCUGCACGGGGACCUCAUCUCCUUCAUCCAGCCCAAGAUUGGCCUCCGGCAGCCGGCGGCCCAACGCUGUGCAGCCCAGCUGGCCUCGGCCCUGGAGCACAUCCACUCCCACGGCCUGGUGUACCGAGACCUCAAGCCCGAGAACGUGCUUGUGUGCGACCCCGCCUGCCAGCGCGUCAAGCUGACCGACUUUGGCCACACCCGGCCCCGCGGGACCCUGCUGCGCCUGGCCGGGCCGCCCAUCCCCUACACGGCCCCCGAGCUCUGCGGCCCGCCGCCCCUGCCCGAGGGCCUGCCCAUCCAGCCGGCCCUGGACGCCUGGGCGCUGGGCGUUCUGCUCUUCUGCCUCCUCACGGGCUACUUCCCCUGGGACCAGCCCCUGGAGGAGGCAGACCCCUUCUACGAGGACUUCGUCGCGUGGCAGGCCUCGGGUCAGCCCCAGGACCGGCCACAGCCCUGGUUCGGCCUGACGCCCGAGGCAGACGCUCUGCUGUGGGGGCUGCUGGACCCUCACCCCCGAAAGAGGCAGCCCGUGAGCUCGGUCAGGGCCUACCUGGGCCAGCCCUGGAGGCAGCGGGACGGGGAAGGAGAAGAGGCCUCAGAGUGA
Messenger RNA from Orycteropus afer afer, 1026 nucleotides. RefSeq names its product SH3 domain binding kinase family member 2 (gene SBK2). Bases 1 to 1026 code for a protein of 341 amino acids. Lineage: Eukaryota; Metazoa; Chordata; Mammalia; Tubulidentata; Orycteropodidae. Gene Ontology annotation, molecular function: protein serine/threonine kinase activity; ATP binding. The transcript is spliced from 3 exons. Gene Ontology annotation, biological process: peptidyl-serine phosphorylation; peptidyl-threonine phosphorylation. The record is from RefSeq and is a predicted model, not a curated record.